GAUGUUAAGUGGAACAUAUCGUGUUCAAUUGGGUUAAAUUAAUUUUCCUUCGAAGGAAAUUGGGAACAGACAUAUGUAUUUAUUUUGGGAAUAAUAUGUGAUUAGGAUGAAAAAGGACUGGAUUUUUAUUCUUUUACUUACUUUUUCAAUUGCUAAAACAGUAGAAGGAGGAUGUGGACCGUCGAAGUCUGACAUCAUCUUUGUGACGGACGAGUCAGGGUCUGUGGGGGCCUACAACUUCCAGCUGACUCUGGAGGCCCUGAGGGACACAGUGGCCAGGCUGGACGUCGACUCCGGUAACGUGAGGGUGGGAGUCAUGUGUUUCCAGAGCUCCCAGAGAACCAUAUUCAAUCUGGACGCGUACAGCACGGUCUCCAGCAUGCAAAACGCCAUCAUGAACAUCGAUUACCGAAGCGGGGGGACCAAAAUCGGCAGCGCGAUGAAGUACACCCGAGAAAACAUGUUCCGUGCAAAUCAUGGUGACCGACCCUAUGUGACGAACAUUAUGGUAGUGAUGACGGACGGCGUUUCCAAUGACAACGAGUUAUACGAGGCCGAGAUGACCAAGGCCGCGGACAUCGUUAUCUUCUCUGUUGGGAUCGGGAACAACCUCGACCUAGAUAUGCUCAACACUAUUGCCAAUGACCCUUCAUACUUCCUUCAGACUGAAUAUUCGCAGUUAGGGAUUGCUCUGUCCGCUUUUAUCGAGUCCAAAGUGCCCUGCGCCUGGUAUUGUGACAAUGGCGAAGGGUUUGAGCGAGGCGGCGAUGUCUCGCAGACUUCAUCUCUUGGUAGCAAUUCAGGAGUCACAUACAUUCUUCAAGAUACUAAUUCCGGUGUUUCCUGCUGUGGAAGCGUAGAAUCUUGGACGUUCUAUCCAAAGAGGUCGGGCUCGAUUUACCUUCAGAUUUGGCGCCCUGUAACCGGAUCCUCUUACAAACUCAUCGGCUAUAACUAUGUCUACGUGCAUUCUUCCAACAUAAACAGGAUCGUGAAGUACGUAGUCCCGGACAACGAACGGAUAACGGUGAACGACGGGGACAAAAUGGGAUGGUAUAACCCGGGACAGGAAAUGAUACCCUACACGUCAAAUUCGGGCUUCACACAAAACAGGUUUUCCUGGGGAGCGACAACAUUGGGGACCGUAAAGAGCGUCUCCUCCCCAACCAACAUCAACGCUCAGUUUGCCAUCAAGCUUAAGCUAGUGAAUGACAGUAGUAACUUAUGGUUUGUUAAUUCGGGUAGAACUAUUCAUCUCCUCGACAACGUGGGAUUUGGAACGUCAGUAUACAACAUCGUGGUAGGACAGCGCACACAGGACAUCCUGACAAAGACCAUGAAUGAUCCGAGCGGAAAGUUUACCUGGAACAGCGACACGGGUGCCGUGAGUACGUCUGGAACACUGGUCAAUGGGCAGACAUACACCAUGACAUUUACGGCGAAGAAAACUUGUUUGAACACGACCAUUUCCGGAGGAACGCUGUCUGUGAAAGUUUCGAACACUCCACCACGAAUAACGUCACUUCCUGCUAUGAUGACGCUGUCAGAAAACCAACAAAGCAGCAUCACUCUUCACGUGCUGACCGUAGCAGACGACACUGAUAGCUCAGUCACAUGUUCUAUUGACUCCGUGGACCCAUCGUCUGCAACUUCCAAAUUUUCUCUCACCUCAGCUACUGCGAUGAGUUACAAUUUGAUUCUCAAUAGUAAUUCAGAGUUUAAUUACACAAAUGACAAAAAAUACACGAUAAAACUAUCCUGUACAGAUGGUAAAAACAGCCCAGUUUAUGGCUUCUUCAAACUGUUCUUGCAGCGUAACGUACGCCCAUACCUAAGCAAUAUUCCAGCUAACGGUUUUUCAUACAGCGCCAGUUCUAGAUCCAACAUGACGGACUUCAUCACACUCACCACCACUGAUCCGGACAACACAGACUUCACUUACGCCUUUGAGUACUGUGGACCUUACUCGUGCCCUCUUUGGAUGCUGGAUGAAACAACGGGUUUGGUUGAGUACAACCAAAGCAUGGGCGGCUGGUGGAAGGGAGGAUUCAAUGUUGGCUUCUCUGUAACAGACGGCCAGACCAAGUCCAAAUCUAAGUACAUCCCUGUCCAUCUAACAGGUUACCGGUAUAGUCCGUCCUUCAUCAGUCUCCCUACUGUUAGUAAGCUGGUGAUUAAUGAGAAGAUCCCCCCGAACCAGUUCCUCUUCACCGUGACCUUCUAUGACCUUGACGUUGAUACAUUGACACCAACGUUCACAAUCAGCAAUGGAGACUGGACGUACUUUACUAUAAAAGAUAACACUGACGUCUAUACAAGCAACACCCAGAUUGACUACGAAAGCCUGUCAAGAACGAGUUACCUUAUCACGGCCUCUGUCAGCGACGGAACGUCCACGGUCAGUAAAUCGUUCACAAUAAAAAUCGACAACGUGAACGAGGCGCCGUCAUUCCAAACCACCGUGUAUACCGUCACUGCCGAUGAGGGACCGGCGGGAACUCAGCUGACGCCCUACCCUCCGUCAUAUGUUUUCACGGACGUUGAUGUCGGUGACACUCAUUUCUUCACUUUGGAUUGUGGACAGAGUACACGAUACUUCAGCUUCGACACUUCAAACGGUGCCAUAUCCUUCGGACGGGCGGUAGACGUUGACAGCGGGGCACCAAGGCUGACGUCAUGCAAGGUCAAAGUAUACGACCAAGGUCAUCUCACCGACUCGGCUGAUUUGCAUAUCACUGUGUAUGAUAUAAAUGACAACGGACCUCGUUUUGAUCAGACGUAUUACACGUAUUCUGUUACCCCCGGUGUGACCCCGGGGACCGUGAUAGGUCUCAUUACCCUAACAGACGCUGACCUGACUGACCCGCACAACGCCAUCGGACGUGUUUGGUUCGAAAAUCAGCCGACAGACUCAAAAGGACAAGAAUACUUCGCGUACAACAAUGUGACCAGAGAAUUUAGCGUGGCACAGAAUUUGAGCCAAUAUUUCUUUGGAUCUUACCUCGAGUUCCAGCUCAAAGCGCGAGAUCUUGGUUCACCUCAAUUAGAGGCAACUGCUAACAUAGUGAUCUUGUUUGAAGCGAUGACAACUACGGUUGCCAUGCCAACAACAGAAACCCCUGGAAGUUUUGGAAACGACGCCAAGAACGCGCUAUGGAUGAGUGCCGUGGGAAUGGGCGGGGCUGGAUUACUGCUGACUGGUGGUUAUGUGGCUCUCAAAGCGUGCUGCAACAGUGCGUCUGGUCUUUCGUCUCUCGGAGGUAGUGGUGGACCACUCAAUGUCUCCUCGUCUGAUCCAGCAGCCAAUGACAAGCCAGAACAGAAAAAGAAGCCAAAGAAAGCCAAAAGCAAGGGUCGUGAUAAAGUUUUCAAAGACGGCAACAUGGUAUAAAUUGAAAAAUGUCACUGUGUACAUAAUUUUUAGAUGUUUUUCUCAUUGUUUUGUUUUGAUUUUUGUUAUUCUUUUAUUUAUUGAAAAUCUCUAUCACAUUUUUGCGGGUUUUUUUGGACUUGGUUUGUUUGUCCUUCAUCACUGCAAACUGAUGUUUGUUAUCAUUUCAUCGCUCUCAAGUCUGUGGACGGUCGUGCAAUGUGAAGCUAUGGUAUUCACUGUGUACAAUCUAAUUAUACUACACUUGGGUAAAACAAAACGGGUUUAAAAACUUUUUAAGGCAUGUCUUAUAUUUAAUUUCAUUUAAAUUAUAUGUUCCAAAAGUAAAUAUCUUCUUAAUCAAAGUGGGAGAAAAUGAAGUGACCCCCACUGAAAGCAUUUCUACAUGUAUUUCAUCCCACCCUAUACCUGUUAUUAUAAUUGUAGACGUAUGUAGAUCAGCUAUUCGGUUUUUUGGGGUGUUUU
Magallana angulata is the source of this 3856-nucleotide messenger RNA. RefSeq names its product protocadherin Fat 4-like. Gene Ontology annotation, molecular function: calcium ion binding. The transcript is spliced from 19 exons. Gene Ontology annotation, biological process: homophilic cell-cell adhesion. The record is from RefSeq and is a predicted model, not a curated record. The coding region runs from base 107 to 3391 and encodes 1094 amino acids. NCBI's taxonomy places the organism in Eukaryota, Metazoa, Mollusca, Bivalvia, Ostreida, Ostreidae. Gene Ontology annotation, cellular component: plasma membrane.